AUGGCGCUUACGUGCGACAGGUAUAUAUACUAUUCUGUACGCAACAAUCAACUGUUGGUUGAUUAUUCGCACCUUUUUGGUUGUAUUGGCGCAGUGGUACAGAGCUCCGUCCUUACACAGAGUAGGGAUAUUUUAGGAGGCGCACGCGGCGCACGGGCAUCACGUGGUAAAUACCAUGCUCUAGCUCAGAUCGUUGAGUGGCUAAUGGCUUUUGGUAGGCGACUGUGCCUAGGGGAAUCAGGCCGCUUCCUAAAUAAUUUCAUUAUAUCCAUUAAGCCCAUAUCCAGUGUUCGCAUGGUUGUGGGAAAAAAAUUAGGAGUCAUCUUGAUAUUUGAAAUCGGCAUUCUGUCAACCUCCUACCAAGCACAGCAGAAGAAAAUAUAUAGGCGGAUAAAAUGCACGCGCGACACCUUCAUCUAUCAACCUCUACUAACGCAGGGAAAGCCUUCUGGUGAUCACAGAAUUCCGAAUGAAAUCUCCCUCCCUCGUGGGCUCCUCCGACUUCGUGUACGCAAAAACCUGCCUAGGUCUACUUUCUACGAUCAGGUACAUGCGAGGGCUUCCAACGGGCCGUACUACGGUCCGUACAAAGUGAACCGUAACGGUCACGUGAGCAGUACGAACGUACCGAGUUUGAAGUUUGUAUGGCGAUUUUGGAGGAGUAGGACGGCUCUGGCGAAGAGCGGCCUUGCGGGAGCGUUUAGGAGGUCUCGCAGACUGCAGAAGUUGAGAGCCCUCUACACCGCGUCUCCUGCCUUAUCCCGCGAUAUUGCAGCAGUUCCUAGAAGAUCAUAA
Lindgomyces ingoldianus is the source of this 795-nucleotide messenger RNA. RefSeq lists its product as uncharacterized. The record is from RefSeq and is a predicted model, not a curated record. Lineage: Eukaryota; Fungi; Ascomycota; Dothideomycetes; Pleosporales; Lindgomycetaceae. The transcript has 11 exons. Bases 1 to 795 code for a protein of 264 amino acids.